Molecule: messenger RNA, 1878 nt
Organism: Sordaria macrospora k-hell
Lineage: Eukaryota; Fungi; Ascomycota; Sordariomycetes; Sordariales; Sordariaceae
Biological process (GO): DNA-templated transcription
Cellular component (GO): RNA polymerase III complex
Molecular function (GO): single-stranded DNA binding
Source: RefSeq, a predicted model, not a curated record
AUGGCUGUUAUCAAAGAGAAGGCAGAGUUCUGCACUCUCAUGGUCGACGAGCUCUACGGCCAACUCCCCGCGAGAGUAUAUGCGACCCUUUUUCAGCGAGGAAAGCUCUCGAUCCGCCUCAUCACCCAGUUCUCCAAACUCAACGCCCGCCAAGUCAAGAAUGGCCUCUGCGUCCUCCAACAACACAACCUCCUCUUUUAUACCGUCGAUGCCAACUCGGGCGAGGCCGAGUACUCGGUAAACCAUGAAUCCGCCUACAACCUCGUGCGCGCCGGCAAGAUCCUCGAGAUGGUAGACAACAGCUACGGCCCCGCCGGCCGCGACGUCAUGCAGAAUCUCCUGCUCCUCGGACAGACCCGAGUCUCCGACUUGGUAGCCGCCUACCAGGCAAAGAUCAACCUCGCCAACGACGAAGACGCAUGGUUGGACGACAAGAAGCCCGAGCUCGUGAUCAAGAGCAAAGCACAACUCAACUCGGUCCUUUGCCGACUCAUCGAGGCCGAGUUGGUCGAUGUCAUCCACAGCAAGACAUUCCAGAGCGCCCACGAGAUUGAGAAGCAAGUACACAAGGAGGUCAUGGACGUUUACUUCCCCAACGGCAUCAAGGGUACAAAGGCCAAGGUUGAAUUCGAACAGAAGGUGGCGGAGGGUCUUCGCAAGGUGCGCGAGGAGUCCAAGACCCUUAAGCGCAAGCUGGCCCAGAACGGGGGAGCGAGCAAACGUAGGAAGCUGGCUGUUGGAAAUGAGACAAACGGAGCUCCGGAAGAGGAGGAGGACUUGGAUCCGGCAUUGGAUCCCCGACAAGUCAUCCGCAUCAACUACGAAAAGUGCAUCGUCGAACUACGCAGCCGCCGCCUUGUCCAAUACGUCAGCGAGACCAUCGGAGAAAUGACAGCAUACGUUUACGGUCAAGUGCUCAAGCAGCUGACCAAGAACAUUUCGCGCUGUAGGCCAGACCCUCUCAUGGACAGCUUGACGCUAGAAGAGGCGAAGGAGACGCCCUCGGUCACAACAAACGAAAUUCUUGACAAGGUCAAGACCUCAGUCGACCUCACACUCGGAAUUGGCAAGAUCCCGGGCAAGUCGAUUUCGAAAUCAGCAGCGGAGAGACUCAUCCCGUUUGCUCCAAAGGACAAGAUUCCUUUUAUGAGCCAAGAGGACAGCGAUGAUGACGACGAGGAUGGCGACUACAGCGACAGCGACGAAGAGAUGGACACCAAGAAGGAAAAUGGAGAUGCGCCGGUCGCCAGGAUGAGCCGACCUGAGCAGCUGCGGCAACACCUCUUGCUGCUGGCUGAGAGUCAACCGGGCUUUGUUCGUCACUGCGGAGAGGAUGAGUGGACGGUCGACUUUAAGCCUCUAAUGGAGAACCUCCGGGCGACGGAACUUGACUCGAUCAUCGAACAAACGUGCGGUCGUCAGGGGCUCAGGUUAACACGCAUCCUCCGCACCAAGGGCAAGCUAGGCGAGCAAGCCCUCCAGUCUCUCAGCUUGAUGCGCAAGGUCGACCUCCAGCAAAAGAUGUUGGAAAUGCGUCUCGCCGGCUUUGCCCAUACGCAGGAAGUGCCCCGCGACAACAAGGCCGAUCCCAAGAAGUCCAUCUUCCUCUGGUACUGCGAUACGGAGCAAGCCUACAGCGGGCUGAUUGCCAAGUGCUACGCAACCAUGGUGCACUGCUUGCAGGUGCUGGAGGUGCGUCGGCAAAAGGAGAAGGCGGUGCUGUCCCUUGCGAAGAGGACGAACGUCAAGGGCAAAGAGAAGGAUAUGAUGCGUGACGAGUCGUACGCAAGGUUUGCCAAGUUCUUGAAGGACGAGAAGCUGCUUAUGGCGGAGGUGAUGCGGAUCGAUGAUACCUUGGCUCUCUUACAAGACUUUUAG